UUUUAGAAUCAGUUUAGUCAAAAUUUUUAAACCUGUUUUGUUGUAUUUUUUGUUUUUGUUUUUUUUCAAAACCACUGAAGAAGAGGUUGUACUUUUUUGGCACUAGAGAAGAACCAUGGGAAAUUGCAUGGAGACUUGCAAUCAGAGAAACCAAGCAAAGGAAAUGCAUGAUCAUGAUCAACGGAAGCAAGAAGAUCACGAUCAUAAUCAGAGAGAUGAAACGGAGAUCAAUGGUGGGCCAUUUGUGAAGGAAAGCAGUUUGGGAGAGAAAGGCAAGUUAAGGGUAAAGAUUGUGGUGACAAAAGAAGAGCUAGAGUGGUUGAUGGUUCAACUCAAUAACAAAGGAGGGAAAAGCUUAGAAGAUGUUUUGGGAGAGAUUGAGAGAGGAAGAGCCAAAGUUGAGGUCAGUUGGAAGCCUUCUUUAGAGAGUAUCAUGGAGUGCCCUGAAGUAGUUGAGAUGGAUAGAUGAGUAUUAUGUGAACUUCAAACUUUGUUUUUGUUUUUGUUUUUUUUUGUUUUUUUUCUAGGU
Morus notabilis is the source of this 529-nucleotide messenger RNA. RefSeq lists its product as uncharacterized. The record is from RefSeq and is a predicted model, not a curated record. NCBI's taxonomy places the organism in Eukaryota, Viridiplantae, Streptophyta, Magnoliopsida, Rosales, Moraceae. Bases 116 to 469 code for a protein of 117 amino acids. The transcript has a single exon.